Amoebophrya sp. A25 is the source of this 6195-nucleotide messenger RNA. NCBI's taxonomy places the organism in Eukaryota, Dinophyceae, Syndiniales, Amoebophryaceae. The record is from the annotation of a GenBank genome assembly.
CAGGAGUUUUGUUUUGACCUUCUUGAUGUUAGUUUCUUUUGCAAUUAGAGUAAUAAUAUGUAAUUACACAGACAACUUAGGCAUGACGUCAUGAUGAGAGACGCCAAUCUUUCACGGAGGGGACGAGGGGGAGGCAGUCUCUCCUUUCUUUAUCCGGUCACGUACACAUGAUUGAGUCUUAAGUACUUAUUGUCAUUGAAAACAUAAACAUUAUGCGAGAGAAAAACAAAAAGAUGCGCUGUUUUCUUGUUGCCUCUUUUCCGGCGUGUGCGUUCGCUGAGCUCACGAACAGCCGACGCGCACAAGAAGUUGACGCGUCUGGUGAGACAAUAGAUGCGAGUGAUGAUACUCUUAUGGAACACACGACUUGAUUGAAGAACUACCCAGUUUAUUACACAUGAAGGGUCAUUAUUUCACUUCAAUGGCUCACAUGUAGGGCUUUGAGCGAACAAGUUUAAGUUUUGCAGUAACUUGGGAUCAACAUUCACACAGUAGCGCCAUAUAUUUGUACCAAUGAUGUUACAGAGCAAGUCAUCUUUUCCUCUCAUUACUGCGGGCGCGGAUUCCAGUGGAGACCGGAGCCGGAGCGGCCAUAUAAAAGAACAGCGCGGCCAUAUCGGCGAAGUUCGCCGCCACGUGACCAACAAGCGGAGGCGGAAGACGAACAAGGUCGACAACCCUUUUCUACAACUACCCGGCUGGCCUUUGCCAAGUGGUACACAGAGAUAAUAUAUGUUUGUAGUACAACAGAUAUUUUAUUAGCAUUGAUGCCAGUCUUGUUCCUCCACUGAAGAAUACGUUUAUGGUUCUUCGCAAGAAGUGUUAUUCUUUUGGGCAUAUCCAUUUCAUCCCUUUACAAAACGAAAAACUAGCUUUUCCUUUUCUCAACUCAGGUGAAGAUGCAGAAGGGGACGCUUCAGGAAGAAGUAGUUGGGUUCAGACGCACACUGCCGGUGGCGUGGGCGACGCACUCGUGUACGGCAGUCCAAGCAUACCGAUAGCAGGAGUGUACAAUAACUCGACCCUUACGAGUUUUGGUUUGGACAAUUCGUUUCUGGAAAAGAUGAUAAUCUACUUUAAGGCGAAUGCGAAUGAUCCGGGUGCAGCUUCUCCUGGUUCUGUUGCUGGCGACGACGCCUCAGCGUCGCGUAAUAUCGCUGGAGGUGCGGGAUCACAGCCACAGGGUAAGAGCACACACAAUUCGCUUUCGGUGACGGAGGAAGGCUUGAAAGCGAAACAGACGGGAAUCUCAGGGGCGAAUGGUGGCGGCGACAAGGCUGCACCAGCACACACUGACAAUAUCAAACUGCCAGAAGGCAUCAGCGAGGAAUCGCUGCUCAGCGUGGACAUCAGAGAAAUGAUCAAGCCGGGGAUUCUGAUUCUCGAUAGAAGAAACAUCGGCUUUUCCGAGAGAUUGUGGCGUGAUGUGGACAGACCAAACGCCCCAGCUGACGGGGCGGCGAACAUGGAGGCCAAGAGCCUUGAGGAUGUCGCGAAGGCGUUGAGCAUCGACUUCGGCGUGCUGGUGCAAUAUAUCAAGGCGUCCAGCGCAUUUGUCAAUGCGGUCGCCAAAACGCUCGCAAGCAGUGAACAGGAAGCAGCUGGUUCUGGUAACUAGAAACACUUUUUUGUCCAUUGUUGGUUUCGUGAAAAAGUAGCUUAGUCCAACUAGUUUUCCAAGAUCUGGAUAUGCAUAUGAUUUGUACAUAUGUUCACUGUGUUCGUCCCCCAUUUUUCUAUACCAGAUGUAUUAAGCACGGAUGGCGGUGUUCGUAAAGAGAGCACAUCUACUUCUACAUCUACUUCGGCUUCGAGUGAUGAGGCCCCCGCGGAGCAGAAAGGCACCACGGAACAUACGACAACCUCGAAGGCGGAUGGUGGCCAGGGCAAAAAUACUGGCAUCGGGAAGGACGAAUCGCAGCUCAGCGUGGACAUCAUCUUCGAAAGGAUCAGGCCUGGGAUUCUGAUUCUCGACAGGAAAAACGACGGCUUCGUCAAGAGAGCGAACGCCAUAGCUGACAGGCUGAAGCUGAACAAUGACGAGAGAGAGACCAGAACAAGCCCUAUUCCGGGUAUCGCUCUGGCGUUGGACAUCGAUUCCAGCGUACUGGUCCAGUAUAUCGAGGCGUCCAGCGCAUUUAUCAGCGCGGUCCAAAAUUCGCCCGCAAACAGUGAAGAGGAAGCAGCUGCUGGUCCUGGUAACUAGAAACACUUUUUUGUCGAUUGUUGGUUUUGUGAAAAAGUAGCUUUGUUCUACGAGUUUUCGAAAAUCUGGAUAUGCAUACUUUUAUUCAAAUGUUCAUUGUGGAUGUGGUCCUCCCCCAUUUUUCUAUAUCUAUACCAGAUAGAGAUCGAGCUUCCGCUUCGGGUCCCGCCAAAGCGCCGAAUGCUGGAGCGAGUGGUAUUGAGAUCCGAAACGCGUUCAGUGGUGGAAUAUUUUACAGAGGAAGCGCAGAAAUGUCUCUACGACUGAGGAAUAUGAAUAUUCUAAGCCUGAAGCUUUUCCUGUUUUUGCGUCACGGUGUUCGUACGACUUUGGUGUCUGCCAAGAAGCAUGAACCACUAGCGGAUGAGGACCUCGUGGAUACUGUGCUGAACAGAGGCGAUAUUGCGAGCGUAAAUGUGCCACCAGUAGGUAUAAUUUGGUGUCCGACUUAUAGAGGAUAGGAAAAAUGUGAAGACAAGCAAACUGUGUACUCUAUGACGGAAUUCCGUGGUCUGGGAAUUCAUCCUAACCUGCACGGGUCGGGUGUGGGUGAGAAAAUAAAGAAUACUUAGUUUAGUUCGCAAGGUGAGGCUUUCUCUCAUGUCCGUGUGCUGUUACAGUAUAUUGACGACGUGUUUGAGUAUGGGUUUAUAAUCCGCUCCCACAUCUACUACAACCCAGAUUUUUCGACGGGUUGGAUUUCUGCGGCAUAUGCUUUAGCCACUGCGAUGGCCAAGCAGGCCGACACCCCAUGGAAUAUACCGGUGGAGGACGAUCAAACCGCGCUAGACAUGGGGACGAAAGUAAUCGAAUGCCUUCAUCAAACGGCAGCGCAGGGUAGAAGUACGUUGUCACUACCAAGACCAUAAAAAUAAAUCUAAAUGAGAAAUGUCCUGAAAAUAAAUGCAUUCUGCUUCCCUUGUAUUUCGUCAGCAGACUGGUACUGGCCUGACUACACUGAAACUCGUCCAGGUAUUGAAGGGAGCACCCAAGUCGGUCAGAGUAUGCUGGAGUUGCGGGGUGAAUGUCGUGAUACGGGGAUGAAGAUACGGAUGUCGAAUGGAAGAGGAAGUAAGGAUCUCGUCGCCCGAUGGACCAUGGUGAGAGGCGGCUCAGAGUCAACAGAAGCGAGAGGCCCCAUAGGAAGUCUUGGCAUCCAGUCGUCCUCGAACAAGUGCAGCAAGUAAGAGACAACCAGCUUCCGAAGGUCCUAAGCAGUUCCGAGCUGCUCGCUUGGGUGUUGUUCUGGGGCUUCCGUGCUUUUUGCGUUGUUAUUGCUUUGGCAUCGGCGGAGGCGGGUGUCUGUGUACGCCGGCCUCCUUGUUGUCUUGGUCUUGUUCUUCCGUUUGGCUUGGGCAGUGUUUCUGCGAGGCGGAAACCGCGUACCAACGUCCUGGGCAAUAGUCGCCGCCCCCAUGGAUUCAGCACGCCUGCCGCGGCUCGUGCUCGUCUUUGUUGAUUAAAGGGCAGCGACGCCCCUAUUAUUCGGAACUGUGUACUUAGCUAUUUUUCUCUCAACCCCGGGUGAGUGAUUAAAGGUCACCGAGAUGGCAUGCUGUCGGAAUAGAAAGAAUAGUACCUAGUUAGUAUUUUGCGAAGCGACGUGGAUAGAAGAUGAGCUCGGUCCACGAGACUGUCCCAAAUCAGUCGAAGGGCCCGGCCUCUCGCAUGCGGGUGCGUUGGCUGCCGUCUUAGCACAUUGAAAAACCCCCCACGGCGUAGAGUGUCGGGCGGCUAGGUUUCGCGCGCCCAUCUUCAUCCGAGAGAGACUAGAUCUGUCGCCCAAUGAGUUCCUGGGGGGCUGUUCAGAGUGAGUGGCUUUAGAUUACUUAGUUUCCGUAUCAGUUCGUCUCAUGGUGGCACCAUUUGAAGAAGACAACGAGGCGACACUCUAGCGCGCGACGAAGGUCGCGCGGUGAAAGACCUGCCAAAGACUAGCCCACGCUGAUCAGGACGCUUCGCGGCACCUUUGUGAUAGCAAAGUAGCAUAAUGAUACGGAAUCCAGCCAAACAUUCACGACCUUGCAUCAUCACUAAAUUGCACAGCACUAGGCGGUAGUCUAUGUCUGGCGAAGGCCUCGGGCAUGCCACCAGACCUGACAGCCUAUGGCAGACCUCUGAUAGAUAGUCGCGCGCUUUAUAUAAGUAAACGCUUUUAAUAAUAAGCGAUCCCAUUUGCAGCUUAAAUAAUGGUAGAGCUAGAGCGCCUCGAAGUCGAUGCUUCUACUAAGAUUCUACAUCUGGUGACGCCAGCGUGAUAAGUAUAGUGCCCCCCUUUCUUGCCAGCAGAGAAAUUAGGGGACACAAAUGUGCUGGCGCGUUUGCGUUUCUCCUCUUAGUAUUGCGUUCGCUCUGGCCCUCGUGGUGUCGUGUGGCACUUUGUACUGCUUGUAGUCAAGAAGCUGGUGACGUGUUCUUCCUUCAUUAAGAAACUCUUGGGGAUGGGGCCACACCAGACUCAGCAUCAGGCUUAAGAACAAGACCGAAAGCCAGCCCCCGUAGACCCAACACAACUCGACGGCGCCACGUCGAGGUCCUACGUAGGCCAGUCAAUUAAUUAGUGCAGCGGCUCUCUCACUCUCGGAUUCUUUCUGUCGAGGUGCUGUCGUGUUGUCUUCGGCAAUUUUCGUAGCGCUGUUGGUGGACAAGAGAGGCAUAUCGCCGCACCCCUCGACCGCCUUAGUCAACUUUGUCUGAAGGCCCACAAGGAUGACCCAGCAAGGCAAAGGCCCUGCGGGGCUUCCAUCGUCCGCGCCACCACUUCUGCGCCCGUACCGUUGAGUGCAAAAGCAAAAGUGGAGCCAGAGCCACAGGAGUGCGCCGCUCCUUGUGCCUUUUAAAAAAACUCGCGCACGGCGGGUCCCUCGGUUGUUGUCGAGAUAUUUGCGCGUGGCUUCCUUGAAGAGCAAGCCUGGCUCGCUGUGCGGCUCCUUAUUUCCGCUUUUGGUUCAGAUAGUGAGUCGUCACUACUUGGGGUGUGUGUUGUUUGACCCCUAGGCCUAGACCGUCCCCUCUUUAGCUGUAGCGGUGUAUGUUGGUCUACUGUCCGUCGUCGCGGUGUGUUCGGUUCGGGGGGUUGGUUGCAUAGUAGUCUUUAAUAUUCUCAGGACGUGCCACAAUAGUAGAAGCCAUGAGCAAGGAGUUCGACGCCUCUUCCCACCUGAACGAUAUGAUCGCACCAAAGGAGACGAGGAAUCCGACGCGGCUCUUCUUUUUGUGGUCGUUGGAUAUGUCUUAUAACGCGUGUGUGAUGCUGUCUCAAGUUGACGUGCUGGCCAGCGAUUCCAAAGUGAUUGGUUGGCAUGUCCAUGUGUUCGAUUUCAGCGAUUAUCCUAAAUCGACGCAGCGGUAAACUACUUGGAGAUCAUGAUGAAGAUCUAGAUGAAUAAGUAAACCGUUCCGGGAGCCGAUGCUCGUGCCAGCAGCGUGCUUCAGGAACUAUUAGUAUUAUGCGACGGGAGAUAUGGUAGUUCAGCUUCACCCUUCAGGUCACAAGGAACUCAUGUAUUACGUUUGAGAUGUUCCAAUAUAGGACAUCCCAGUAACUACUUGUCGAUCUUUCCAUUUCUUUCUAAGCACGACACAUGCAGCACACGUCGACGACCAUAGCCUCGCAGGAAAUAGUAAAAAGACCCUGGGUCUCGUCCGCAGCAGAGGAGCGCCUGGAUAUCAGAGGUAGGGGCUUUGCUGGGGAAUGAAAUUAACGGAUCAUACUUUUGACAUGAAUGAAAUUAAAAAGUGCUCGCAUGAGGUUGACCUAUCUCCACAGCGUCACAACGUGGAGGACCACAACGAUUUUUGGACUUGUUGACAUGAAGAAUUUCCUACCGCCGAACGGAAUGCGCCGAUUAGUACAACAAGAAAGCUGUGACGAACACGCAGACAAAAAUAGAUAACGCACACAACGCGAUUCUUGAAAGCACAAUCUUACACCACAACCUCAACCAGUUUUGCUUCUCAGGAGCCAUCUGAAGAUGUUACACUUAUUG